UGAUUGCUAACAGGGAGUUUCUCUGCCACACAAACACUGCAGGCCAGCUGGCUUCCCUCUAACUCGCCCAAAGGGAUGGGAACCCAUGCCAGAAUCCUAUGAAAAGCCAUCACUCAAACCCUCUGUGACUAAGGGAAGGUGGGCUGCAGUGGCCCAUGGAUUUCCUACAAGAAAAUGACACUCUUGAUCAGAUGGGUGAGAACAGCACAGGUGUGUCUGAACUGUACAAAACCACACAGCAGAAUCAAGUCUUCGGCAUUAUUUUGUCAAUCGCGGGAAGUUUCCUGAUCAGCAUUUCUCUUAAUCUGCAGAAAUACACGCAUCUUCGACUAGCAAGACAACAGGAUCCUAUCCCUUACUACAAAAGCAAGCUAUGGUGGUGUGGAAUCAUUGUGAUGGGCAUUGGAGAACUGGGCAACUUUGCAGCGUAUGGAUUUGCCCCGGCAACACUUAUUGCACCAUUGGGAUGUGUGGCCGUUAUAGGUAGUGCAGCAAUUUCUGUUGUGUUCCUGAAAGAAACUCUGCGGGCAUCAGAUGUAAUAGGAGGGAGUUUGGCAAUUGCAGGAACAUAUCUUUUAGUGACAUUUUCUCCAAAUGUAUUCCAAGAAAUCACUGCGGUGAAAGUACAAAGAUAUAUUAUAAGCUGGCAAUUUUUAGUUUAUAUGAUCUUGGAAAUUAUAAUCUUCUGUAUCUUAUUGUAUUUAUACAAGAGGAAGGGGGUGAACCACAUUGUAGUUUUGCUACUGCUGGUAGCACUACUUGCAUCCUUGGCAGUGAUUUCUGUGAAAGCUGUUUCUGGGAUGAUAGCAAUGACCCUGAAAGGUCACAUGCAACUGACUUACCCUAUUUUCUACGUCAUGAUUGUUAUAAUGGUGGCUUCAUGUGCGUUCCAGGUCAAGUUUCUAAAUCAAGCCAUGCAACUCUACAAUGCCACAGAGGUCGUGCCAAUUAACUUUGUAUUUUUCACAACCAGUGCCAUAUUCGCAGGUGUGAUAUUUUACCAGGAAUUCAGAGAUGCGGCCAUAUUGAAUAUAUGCAUGUUUAUUUUUGGGUGUAUUUUGUCUUUCCUUGGUGUAUUUUUAAUUGCAAGAAACCAAGAAAAACAACCUAUUCAAGAACCUUUUAUCAACUUUGGUGAAAUUCCUGGAAAGGAAAGUGUGGAUAAAAUCCAGCCAAGUGCAAACAACGUGUCAUAUGGAACUGUGCCUAAUUAGUUAAAGCCACUGGCAAAGCGAAGAGGAUGAAAGUGGGUCGUCAAAAUUACCCAAAAACUUAUUUAUUGCCUAAAUUUUCAUCACUGUACUGUCUGUUCUUUGUAAUGUUAUACGAUCGCUAUAGUUUGUUUUUUAUGUAAAAAAAGAAAAGUUAGAAACAACCAAGUUAACUGUUACAUGUACACUAGAAAAGGACUGGGUUAUAAACAGAUCAUUAAUACUACUUCAUGCUCAUUAUACCUUGAGCUCUAGUACAUUUAUGGCUGUGUUUAAUUAAUCAAUUCAGGGGGAAGUUCUAAAAUUGGAACUAUGGAACAUAGUGGAAUAUCCAUGCUGGUUCUUUGAGUAGAACCCCCACGGUGUCCUUAAGUUCUGCAUCUUGGAUGAUGUGCAACCUCAGGAGAUUUAAAUAUUGGUGUUUCUUUUUUGUUUAAAGCGAUCCAGUAAUGUUACAUAAUUCUCAGGGAGAAUGUAAAAUUGAGAAUAUAUAUUUAUAGAUUUAUAUCUUCUGGAUAAGUAUGGUGCACAGGUUAUUUUCAUUAGUGUACAUGUGGAGUUAAUGAGCACAAAUGCACUUUGGCAUUAUUUUAUAUAGUUUACAUAGAUGGCACGGUUAUUAAUUGUCAUUGUAUAAAACACUUUUCAGACUGGCAUAAUAUAAACGUUUGCAGGAAGUACAUUUACAAUCAUCCUGCAGUCAAGGUGUCUGGCGAUUUAGUAUGAGUGGACCGUGUGAUCUACACUACGUUAAUUCUUGAAGGAACUUUGUGUGAUUAAAUGCAUCACACCUUCCAUUAUUCAUUAUCAGAAGAGUGCAAGGGGCAGGGAAACACAAAUCAACAUGUUCAUCCAACUAAUUCACAAGAUAUUGUGAAUCCUAACCAUCACAUCCCACACAUCGAGGGUAAGGGUUUAAAACAAGUAGUUGGGAACCCUAAAAAUGUCCCAGUUAUCUGUCACAAAAAUAAUUCUAUGAUGAUCAGAGUGUGUAAGACAAAACAUUCGAGAAUCUUCCUUCUGGCAUUGUACUUUCAGUUUUCAAAAAUUCUGCUGAUCAUUGAAAAUGUGUGCUUGAUUAUGUGAC
Pelobates fuscus (common spadefoot toad) is the source of this 2298-nucleotide messenger RNA. It is a transcript of the gene NIPAL2, whose product is annotated as NIPA like domain containing 2. Gene Ontology annotation, molecular function: magnesium ion transmembrane transporter activity. Gene Ontology annotation, biological process: magnesium ion transport. The transcript is spliced from 11 exons. Lineage: Eukaryota; Metazoa; Chordata; Amphibia; Anura; Pelobatidae. The record is from RefSeq and is a predicted model, not a curated record. Gene Ontology annotation, cellular component: membrane. Bases 156 to 1214 code for a protein of 352 amino acids.